AUGUCAUCGUAUCAGAAGGAACUGGAGAAAUACAGAGACAUAGAUGAAGAUGAGAUCCUAAGGACCUUGAGCCCUGAGGAGCUAGAGCAGCUGGACUGCGAGCUACAGGAGAUGGACCCCGAGAAUAUGCUCCUGCCAGCUGGACUACGACAACGUGAUCAGACAAAGAAGAGUCCAACAGGGCCCCUGGACCGGGAUGCCCUUUUGCAGUACCUGGAGCAGCAGGCACUAGAGGUCAAAGAGCGUGAUGACUUGGUGCCCUUCACAGGCGAGAAGAAAGGGAAACCCUAUAUUCAGCCCAAGAGAGAAAUUCCCGCACAGGAGCAGAUCACCCUGGAGCCUGAACUGGAAGAGGCACUGGCCAAUGCCACAGAUGCUGAAAUGUGUGAUAUUGCAGCAAUUCUGGGCAUGUACACUCUGAUGAGCAACAAGCAAUACUAUGACGCCAUCUGCAGCGGAGAGAUUUGCAACACGGAAGGCAUCAGCAGCGUGGUGCAGCCUGACAAGUACAAACCAGUGCCAGAUGAGCCCCCAAAUCCCACAAACAUCGAGGAGAUCCUAAAGAGUGUUCGAAACAAUGACAAGGAGCUAGAGGAGGUGAACCUCAAUAACAUACAGGACAUCCCGAUCCCCAUGCUAACAGAGUUAUGUGAGGCAAUGAAGACAAAUACCUACGUCCGGAGCUUCAGUCUGGUGGCCACAAGGAGUGGUGACCCCAUUGCCAAUGCGGUGGCAGACAUGUUGCGUGAGAAUCGUAGCCUCCAGAGCUUGAAUAUUGAAUCCAACUUCAUCAGCAGCACAGGGCUCAUGGCUGUGCUGAAGGCAGUUCGGGAAAAUGCCACACUCACUGAGCUCCGUGUAGACAACCAGCGCCAGUGGCCUGGCGAUGCAGUGGAGAUGGAGAUGGCCACUGUGCUGGAACAGUGUCCCUCCAUUGUCCGCUUUGGCUACCACUUUACACAGCAGGGGCCACGAGCUCGGGCGGCCCAGGCCAUGACCCGGAACAAUGAACUACGUCGCCAGCAAAAAAAGAGAUAA
Neogale vison (American mink) is the source of this 1038-nucleotide messenger RNA. RefSeq names its product tropomodulin 4 (gene TMOD4). Lineage: Eukaryota; Metazoa; Chordata; Mammalia; Carnivora; Mustelidae. Gene Ontology annotation, molecular function: tropomyosin binding. The record is from RefSeq and is a predicted model, not a curated record. Bases 1 to 1038 code for a protein of 345 amino acids. Gene Ontology annotation, cellular component: striated muscle thin filament; myofibril. Gene Ontology annotation, biological process: muscle contraction; myofibril assembly; pointed-end actin filament capping. The transcript is spliced from 9 exons.